Messenger RNA from Linum tenue, 1248 nucleotides. The record is from the annotation of a GenBank genome assembly. Lineage: Eukaryota; Viridiplantae; Streptophyta; Magnoliopsida; Malpighiales; Linaceae.
CCCGAAUAUAAAAGCUCGGAAACUCCGGUUGAAUUGUUUUACUCUCAGCGAGGGCUGAAUCAGUUCCAGAAGAAGAGGAGCUCAACUUGACGAAACAAAAUGCAGCCGAAGCAGAUCCAUGAGAUCAAGGACUUCCUUCUCACGGCGAGAAGGAAGGAUGCUCGCUCUGUCAAGAUCAAGAGGAGCAAAGAUGUAGUCAAGUUCAAGGUCCGCUGCUCAAAGUACCUCUACACCCUAUGUGUGUUUGACAACGAGAAGGCCGAUAAGCUGAAGCAAUCUCUUCCCCCAGGUACGGAGUCUUUUCUUUUGUUCUUCUACUUGUGUGGGGUUGGAGAAUGUUGGCAGUUCUCUUACCAUCUGCUGGGUUUUGGUGAUGUAAUGAAAUAGCACUGUACUAGCAUCGGUAACACAUGCUUUCCCUAGGAAACCAAGAAUCAAUUUGUUGCACAUUGUACUUGGUACCUACUACCUGCGAAUUGAACGUUUUGCCGCACAUGUCACUAAGGUUUUGUCUAAUGCACAUCUGUGUUCGUUUGUUGCAGGUUUGAGCGUGCAAGACCUUUGAAGAGAUGGACUUGGUGCAGUUUUUUUAGAGAGGUUUUGAUACUUUUUUGUUGCUCUACGGAAUGACAUUGUGGUUCUCAUGGUUUUGUUCGAUCACUCUUUUGGAGUUGAACUUGAAAGUGCAGAGCUAUGUACCGAUUAUGUUGCGUGGACUUAGUGCUAGUCAUGCAGGUUGCAGUACUGCCGCAGUCGUUAAAACUAGGAAGUAAUCUAUUCUCCUAUUUAUUUUCGACGGGAUGAAUGUUGUUUCUCUACCUGCCGAGAAAGCGGUUGUUAAUCAGAACGAAAAUACUUGUUUUCGGGGCUUUAAGGUUUCUCAAUUCACAGCAGCUGCUGCUGCUUAAGGACGUUCUUGACCUGUAACAGCCAGCAACUGACUUUUCACGAGAGCGGUGUAUGUAUGUAUGUGGCCAUUGUUACUUUGCUAGCAAAUACCGACAUUACAAUUUCCAGCCGAGCCCAUUACUGGCGCGAACUAUCAAUAACUUUUAGGAAGUUCGUUACUGUAUUCCAACCGAACCCACAAACGUCAACAAACACCUCGUUUUCUUUUGUUCUUGCCAGUUCCAAUUUUAUCCAUAACUUGCAGGAAGAAGGCGAUUCUCAUGUGUUCCGUAUCCAUGGAGCUCGUUUGGUUCAGCCCUCAAACCCUUCUUCCCCCUUGCUGUAAAACAUCAACUUCCC